CCACAAGGCCCCCCCAGAGCCCCGAAGGGCCCGGCGCCCCCCGAGCAAGUCAAAGCGGGCGCCGCCGGCCGGCCAAUCAGGCGCCGCCACACGAGAGCGGCCGGCGAGGGACACCUCAGCCCUCUCCUCCGAGCACGCUGUCUGUCAGGAAACCACUGCUGCCACGGGAGAGCAACAGCUUCUAGACUCUCCUCUUGGGCGGAAGGAGACAUAACAAUGAUGGUGCCUGACGUGCGAUGGACAAUGGGCUUGUCCCUUCUGGUGUUGUUAGGUGUCAUAGGAAGCUCCAGCGGUGUCACCAUUAUGAGCAUCGACUUUGGAUCAGAGUGGAUAAAGGUUGCUGUUGUAGCGCCGGGAGUCCCCAUGGAAAUAGUCCUAAACAAAGAGUCUAAAAGGAAGACCCCAGGAGCCUUGUCCUUCCGAAAUGGAGAGAGAACCUUUGGAGAGGAUGCCUUAACAACUGGUAUUCGCUUCCCAGCAAAUAACUACUUCUAUCUCCUUGACUUGCUGGGAAAGAAAAUAGACAACCCUAUUGUGGAACUGUAUAAAAAACGGUUUCCCUUUUAUAACAUUGAAGCUGAUCCUGAGAGAGGAACUGUUGUAUUUAGACAUAAUGAUGACACAAUUUACACAGUGGAGGAGUUGAUAGCUCAGAUGUUGGCCUAUGCCAAAGACAUGGCAAUGUCCCACACUGAGCAAAGGAUAAAGGACUGUGUAAUCACAGUCCCUCCCUUCUUCAACCAAGUUGAGCGUAGAGCCAUGCUGACUGCAGCUGAGCUGGCUGGACUGAAGGUUCUGUCCCUUAUGUCGACCAAUGCAGCAGUUGCCCUGAACUAUGGUAUGUUCAGACGAAAAGAGAUCAAUGCUACAGCCCAUAACAUCCUCUUCUAUGACAUGGGAGCCUCUUCAACCAUAGCAACCAUUGUCUCUUACCAGACGGUUAAAACAAAGGACAGAGGAUACACUGAGACCAAUCCACAAGUCACUGUACUAGGGUUAGGUUAUGAUCGUACAUUAGGCGGGCUGGAAAUGCAAAUGCGCCUCCGGGAUUAUUUAGCCAAGAAAUUCAAUGAAGUAAAGAAGACUCCAAACAAUGUUUUGGAAUCUCCCCGUGCACUGGCUAAGCUCAUGAAGGAAGCUGGCAGAUUAAAGAAAGUCCUCUCUGCAAAUUCUGAACAUCUGAGUCAGAUAGAGGGACUUCUUGAUGAAGAAGACUUUAGGCUACAUGUAAGUCGAGAAGAAUUUGAGGGGCUCUGCACAGAAUUGUUUGAGAGGGUUCAAGCUCCUAUUGAUGCUGCACUGAUUUCUGCUGCCAUGGACAUCUCAGCAAUUGAUCAAUUCAUCAUUGUUGGAGGUGCAACCAGAAUACCCAAAAUUCAGUCUAUCCUGCAAGGAGUUUGGGGUCGAGAGCUUGGCAAAAACAUCAAUGCUGAUGAAGCCGCUGCAAUGGGGGCAGUCUAUCGUGCAGCUGACCUUGGUCAGGGCUUUAAGGUUAAGAAGUUCCAUGUAAAAGAAGCAGUUGUCUUCCCUAUUGAGGUUGACUUUGAGCGCCAGGUGGAGAAUGAUGAUGGCUCCACCUCGACCAAGGUGGUGAAGCGCUCCCUCUUUGCUUUUGGCAACAACUACCCACAGAAGAAGGUUAUGACUUUCAACAAGCACACUGCAGACUUUAGCUUCUAUGUCAAUUAUGGGGACCUUUCUCACCUCUCUAAGGAGGAGCUCAGGAAUGCUAAUGCAGAGAAUGUCUCUCAUGUGCUGGUCUCAGGAGUGACCUCUGCCUUCCAGAAGCAUCAGCAGGAGGGCAGUGAGCCCAAGGGCAUCAAGGCUCAUUUCAACAUGGAUGACUCAGGAGUGCUGGCUCUGAGCAUGAUGGAGGCUGUAUUCGAGAAAAGCGUGCUGGUAGAAGAAGACAAACCCAAAGAGGAGGAAUCAACGCUUUCAAAACUUGGUAGCACCAUCAGUAAGCUCUUUGCAGGAACAGAACAAGAACGGGAAGGUGGAGAGAAAGAAGAAAGUGAAGAUGCAGAGGGCAAGGAAAACAAGACAGAAGAAGACAACACAGAAAAGGAGCAAGAUGGCGAUAAUCAGGCAAAGAAAGAGAACAAGGAAGACAAGAAAGAUGACCAAAAGACAGACAGGAAAGAGAAAGAGGAGGAUGAGAAGAAAUCAGGCACAGACAAGAAGAAGGAAGGAGAGAAGGAGCUGAAGCCAAAGCAGGUCACAGUCAAGGAGGAGCUGAACAUGACCAUCACCUACCUGGACGUCCCAGAAAUGACGGAGGAACAAGUGGCUGCUUCCAAGAAAAAGUUGGAGGACAUAAAUGCAGCUGAACGUGCUCGGCAUGAGAGGGAAGCUGCGCGCAACAACCUGGAGAGCUACAUCCUGGAUGCACAAGACAAGCUCUAUCAGGAUGACUAUGAACAGGCCUCCACGGAUGAACAAAGGGCAGCCAUCAGGGAAAUGUGCUCAACGCUUGAUGAGUGGAUCUACGAUGAAGGAGCAGAUGUGGAGGCUUCUGUCUACAAGGAGAAGUUAAAGGAGCUCUCUAAGCUGUUUGAGCCAAUCAAGCAGCGUGUGUUUGAGCACCUCAACCGGCCGGAAGCUGUCCAGGCCUUGACGGACAUGAUGAACAAGUCUUCUGAGUUUGUGCAGCGAGCCAGAGAUGCACCCCCAGAGCAGCAGUUCUUCACAGAUGUGGAGAUCGACACCAUGGAUAAACUUAUUGUGGAUACCCAGAAAUGGCUGGAGGACAAGGAGGAGCAACAACAGGCACAGGCAUCAUCUGAUGAACCCAAGUUGAAGCUGAGCGACAUUGGGGAGAAGCUUGGAGCACUGGAUCGUGAGAUCAAAUAUCUUGUGAACAAAGCCAAGAUCACCAAAGCCAAAAAAGACAAGGAAGCAGCUGAGGCAAAGGCAAAGGCAGAGAAGGAGGCCAAAGAAACCGGCAAGAAGAAGAAUAACACAGACAACUCAAAGAGUUCAAAAAAUAAAAGUGGAGGGGAAACUAAGCCAGACACAGAACAAAAAGAUACAAAUGAGAAAAUUGUUACAGAGGAGGAACCCAAAGUACAGGAGAAUGAAGAAUCACCCUACAUCUUCGAAGAAGAAUCGGAAGAAAAUAAUAGUGAGGAAGACAGAAGGAAAGAAGAUAUAGACGUAGAAAAUGAGGAAGUUGAUGACAAGAGCAGUCAUGUAGAGUUGUGAUGAGACCAGUCUUAUAGAACACUCCCUGGGCAGCAGUUCUGGCACCACAAGUAAAAUAAUUAUCAAGGUCCAUUGAUGCUGAUACAACAGGAGUCUGUUUUCAAGAUGCACUUCUACAUUGGUAUAUGUGCAGGAAGGACAAAUGGGUCUGUGUUCAGAAAAAUAAAGGCCCUUGUGUAUGAUAAAUUAACUUGUGUUGCCCUGUACCCUGGCCAUGCCAAAUGUGUCUCCCAAAACAGUGAUUUAAGUUAGAUUUCCUCCCUUGGCUACCUCUGUAAAAAUAGAAGAGACAGCAUUCGACAGAUGGCCCUGUUACUUUAAUCAUACCUUCCCUCCUACUUUCAAGUGGUCAUGUUGCACAAUGAGCAGUCACGAAAUGUGACACAUACCUGUUUUUGAACACUGUUAAGUUAUUAGGUGUCUGUUGUCAUGAAAAGAAAAAGUAUUUAAAAUGUGGAAUUUCUUGCCCGUUUCAGAGAAGUAAAUUUUACACUUUUGA
Molecule: messenger RNA, 3703 nt
Organism: Penaeus monodon (black tiger shrimp)
Lineage: Eukaryota; Metazoa; Arthropoda; Malacostraca; Decapoda; Penaeidae
Gene: Grp170
Product: hypoxia up-regulated protein 1-like
Exons: 19
Coding region: 217-3204 (995 amino acids)
Biological process (GO): negative regulation of hypoxia-induced intrinsic apoptotic signaling pathway; cellular response to hypoxia; endoplasmic reticulum unfolded protein response
Cellular component (GO): endoplasmic reticulum chaperone complex
Molecular function (GO): ATP-dependent protein folding chaperone; ATP binding
Source: RefSeq, a predicted model, not a curated record